AUGUUGGGAGCUUCAGAACACAAUGCAGUAAGAAGACUUCGAUCGAUCGAACGGAGAUUUGGAAAAGAUCCGAUAUUCCACCAACGAUACCUGGAGUUCAUGAAAGACUACGAGAGCAUGGGACACAUGGAACUACUCCCGAAGAACAGUGACGAUCAAGCUGUCGCUAACUAUUUACCACAUCAUGGGGUCACGAGGGAGGAGAGCUCGACCACGAAACUUCGAGUAGUGUUUGAUGCUUUCUGUCAAACAUCAUCAGAAAGGUCGUUGAACGAUCUGUUGAGAGUUGGAGCUAAUCUACAACAAGAACUUAUGAACAUCUUACUAAGGUUCAGGCAACACAACUACGUUAUCAUCGCAAACAUAUCUAAGAUGUUCCGUCAAAUCAGAAUUAGGAAAAAGGAUAGAGUUUUGGUACUCCUAUGGGUUCGCCUCUGUCACCUAUUAUUUCUGACAUGGUACUACAGGAUCUAG
Messenger RNA from Trachymyrmex cornetzi, 474 nucleotides. RefSeq lists its product as uncharacterized. The transcript has a single exon. NCBI's taxonomy places the organism in Eukaryota, Metazoa, Arthropoda, Insecta, Hymenoptera, Formicidae. The record is from RefSeq and is a predicted model, not a curated record. The coding region runs from base 1 to 474 and encodes 157 amino acids.